AUGUGGCGCUGUUGGAUACACUUCAUCCUGGCCUGGGUAUGUAUAGCGACCCCAGCACUGUGCCAAAGUGGGGACGGUGACUGGGGAUCAGGGCUUGAAAGCGACUCUGCCACAAUAGCUGCCAAUGACACGUUGCAGGCAGUUGGCGAUGAGCCUGUGAGGGUGAAAAACAACAUUGACUGGACCACGUCGGCAGCGUUCUCACCAUCAACUUCACCAAGUCUCCACUACGAGCCCCAACCAGACGAGUGCUCAGUCCACUUCAGCACUAACGCAGCCUCAGCUCGAAGGCUGAAGGCCCAACGAGAGGAACUAGCCUACCUGCAGGCCAUUCAGCACGGGAAUAAGGCAGUGGUGGAAAAUUUAGAGCAGUUCGUGGGUGCAGAGCUGGGAGUUCAGAGCUAUGAAGAUGUGAUUAAGGAAAAUAUUAUCGGCAUCCAGGAGGACCACAAGAGCUGUCAUGAGGUGGUGGAGAAAGCUGAGGAAGAUCUAGAGAAGCAGCUGGAGGGAAAUGUGCUGGACUCUUCCUCCGGGAUGCAGAAAAUCCGAGAAGAGUCCUUGGCCUUUGAAGACAUGCUCCGUGCUGCAGCAGACAUCGCCGGCAGGCUGGAGAGAUCCUCACAGGCCCUGCAUGCUUCCUUCACCAAGCAGCUGAAAGACAUUGUGAAAAUCCACCGCUAAGAACGACUUGAAACACAUCCACAUAAAUCGCCAUCUCUGCACCUGUGAAAGAAGUUUAGCGUCGAAAUGAGGGAAAUAAACCUCCCGCCAGUUUUAUAUCCUAAUUUUUAAGUAUAUGUGCUCUGCAUCACUAAGAUGUAACAUUGAGUCAAGGUCAGCCUUGAAAAUGAAUUGUAUUAAUCCACAGAGAUGUGUCAUUGACAGGAAUGCAGAGGCUGAGGAACACAGCAGAAAAGCGCUGGAAGAAAAAACAUUAUCCUUUUUCGCCACAACUGAUUAAAUGUUAUUUUCCAUCAAGGCAUUAUUCGAGAAAUUUAGUGAGGUCAAAUGUGGCAACAGUAUGUGGUGCAGGUCUGAGCCAAGUUGAGUGUUUAUGGAUCAAACUAGAUGGGCCUUCCGAGAGCGAACAUAAUGACUCUGUUAGUCUUCUCCAGAGGAAGCUGUGCAUUGGCCAUCUGGUUCCAGGGUAAGGAUGGAGGCCAGGAUACACUCACAAUCAGUAGUGUGGCAAUGGAAAUUUUGUUUCUACAACAACAAAAAAGAAGAAGAGUGCCAGUGGGACAGCUAGACAAAGGGAAAUCUGCUGUUAGGAGGAAACUACACGAGGAUAAUAUAGUUCAUAAAUAUUUAGACAAUUGCUGUGAUUAGGAGGAAGUGACUAUGAAUCUCCACAUGGAAUACUUGCAGGAUUUUACAAAACCCUAAAUCCAGACAUCGGAGUUAAAUUUCACUUGAGUGCAGUGUCCAUUGUGCUAUUCUCACUUUAACCACGCCUGGACUAAUCAUCAGGGAGCACUUUGAUAUUGAUAUUUGCAUUAUUAUUAAGUCAUUUAGUAUAUGAUAUCGUGGACAAAUAAAAAAAAACAAUAAAGGAUCAUUUUGUUUAUUGA
This is a messenger RNA of Mugil cephalus (flathead mullet), 1571 nucleotides long. RefSeq lists its product as uncharacterized. Bases 1 to 681 code for a protein of 226 amino acids. Lineage: Eukaryota; Metazoa; Chordata; Actinopteri; Mugiliformes; Mugilidae. The record is from RefSeq and is a predicted model, not a curated record. The transcript has 2 exons.